AUGGAUUGGAAAGAGAUAGUAUUCCUUCUCAUCUCAGCAUGUGGCCUCUUCGCUGACCUUGCCCUAGGCUCAAGUGAACUUCUGAUGGUGCAAACAGUAAGUAAUAUAUUCAAAAAGUUUUCACUCUGACCGGAUUCAAGGUUUUCCGUCAUGGCCGCCGAGCACCGGCCACUCAGUUUGCAACCGACGAAGCCAAAACGUUUUUCUUCCGCGGCCUUGGCCACUUGACCGAUGUUUAAUUAGUUUCUGAACGUUUGACUGUUUUUUUUCUUGCAGGAAGGCUACCUUCAAGCGGAAUUUCUCGGGAAACUACUGCGAGAACGAUACGUCAACAAUUCUUUUCUAGACGGACGCAUGCUGCCAAAUCAAGUACUGUAAACGAAAAAAAUUCAAGUUUAAAAGUUUGAAAAAAAAGUUUGUUAGGGAAACAUCUUUGGAGUCUUAAAAACUUUUUAUUUUUGAACAGAUGUCUCCUAGACCUUCUAUCCGUAUGCCUCAAUAAUUCUUGAAACUAAGAUUCUGUUCCGAAGUAGCGACGCUGAAAGAUGUUUGAUAACGGCGCAAAUGGUUGGACGAGGAAUGUUCCCGAAUUUCGCCCCAGCAGUUUUUACGACCCCUGAAGAAGACGAUUAUGUAGGAAAACUAUCGAUUCUACAAUGAAUGAUUUUUUUAAAGCUUCUCCGACCAAAAUUAAACUGCCCUGGAAUGAUAGCUGAAAUGCAAAGAGCAUUUGAUGUGGAUUCUUCCCAACUGGAGAACCAAGAACUUCCGCUCGUAAAAAUAUAUUGAUUAAUUCGAGUUUUAAGCAAAAUUCAGCUUGUUUUCACGGGAAAAGCAAUGGAAGCAGCUUACAACCAGACAAAAAGUAUUCGUCAAGAGUUCACGUCCAAAAUAACUUCUCUUAUAAUUGAGGUUUUUAUUUUCAAAAAAACGAAGUUUUUAAAGAACGCUUAGAAAGAAGCUGGAGUCGCAGUUCCUUCCUGGUUCAACGAAGAAGCUUCGAAAGAAGCCUACCUUCUUCUUUACCACGUAUGCGAGAAACUUAUUCGAUGAUACAGAUUAUAUUUAGGCGAUAUCUGUUAUGAGUGGAACUGGACCAUACAAAAGAGCUUCGUGGAUAAAACCGAAAUCUGGAUUUUUCUUGAACACUUUGAUGUUUGACAUACGGCAAAAAGUCGAGUGUUUGAAAAACCCUUCUUUGAAACAGUGCGGAAAAAUCCGCAAGUUUUAUGCAUACAGCACGGUAAAAUUUUAUGACGGAACUAUUUUCCACUUCAUGCUUAUUCAGCACGAUAUCGUGCUCAUGCCUCUGCUCGAGUCGCUUGGAGCAAGGGAAGCUGCGGUUGGUGUGAAUGCCGUCACAGAUUACUGUUCCACACUUGUGAUCGAAUUAUGGCUCAUCAACGAUCAUCCGGCAGUAAAGGUAAGGAGAAUAGUUUCUUUUCAAGAAGUUUGAACUUCGUUGAAGGUUCUGUACCGCAGAAGUCCCGAUGAUGAAGAGUUCACAACUGUAACUGAAUACAUUACUGGAUGCCCUGCCGGUGAACAAUUCUGCAAUGCAGAAAAGUUCACAUCCUGUUGUGAUGAGUUCAUCACUACAUCUCCCAAAGCGGAGUGCUGGGUGAGUUUCGGAAAAGAAAAUCUUGACGGGAAAGAAUUUCAGGGCGCUCCGUUAGAUUGGAACUUCAACGGUACGUUUGCAAUUUUCCAGUUUUAAACAAGUUGGAAGUUUUGGAUAGCUUUUGACUUGAUUCAAAUAUUUUUAAGAGUGAUCUCUUUGAAAAAUAUUCUCAUACUCUUUUGUGAAAAAGAAGAACUUCUACUCGUUCACCAAAAAGUCGUGAAUCCUCAUAGUUUUUUUUUAAAUUUCAUGAGCGACAAAGGAGUUCCAAACUGGAUUAUUUCAAUCAAAGUUUGUUAAUCUUUAGCUUCAAACAAAAAUUGUGUCAAAAAAGAUUCUAACACCUCUAUGGGAUUUUUCUAUUAAUCUAUCGAAUAUUCCUUGAACCCCUUUUUUACAGCACUCAGCUACCUUCUGGUCGGAGUCAUAGCCUUACUCAUCGUCCUUUCAAUCUUCCUUGUUUGGAAAAGUAUCAGAAGGAGGAACACCAGCAAAGUCGAAAAAAACGUGAAAUAA
Messenger RNA from Caenorhabditis auriculariae, 2137 nucleotides. NCBI's taxonomy places the organism in Eukaryota, Metazoa, Nematoda, Chromadorea, Rhabditida, Rhabditidae. The record is from the annotation of a GenBank genome assembly.